AUGGCUAGACCCGCUCAUAAGUCAGAGGAAUACGUAAAUGAUUCUGAUCUUGAUGACUCAGUGUCAGAUGAAGAACCACAAGAAUAUCAACCACCAAAAAAUUACAAUAAAAUAUCUACAUCGUCAUCUACAAAAAAUUUAUCAAAAUUAAAAGAUAAAGAAAUAUGGUUAAUAAAAACUCCUAAAAAUUUCCCAUUGGAGAAAUUGAAAACUUUACCAAUCACAUUCACAAGAAAUAGAGCUUCCGAAACUUUUAACAUAAACGGAUCAUCCUACCAAUUUGAUGAAGAAUUAAUUUCAACUAACGAUAAAACUAAAAUCAUACCAGAAGAAAUAAACAACAAGCAUAAAAUAUUCAUAAAUAAGAAAGAUAAUUACAAACCUAUAGAUUCAGAUUUUGCACGUUUCUACAAUCUAAAAGAAGUAGUAUCAAUACCUCAAAUUGACUUCGAUAAAGUAAGAAUACCAAGAAAAGAUGUUCCCAAGUUAAAAAAAUUAAGAAUGAGACAUUACCCAACAGGUUACGACCAAAAAGACUUUGACGUGUAUGACUCAUCAUCAUCAGAUGGAGAAGGUGCAGCAAUAGAUAGAAUUAUAGAUGAAAAUGAUGAAACUGUUGAUAAAACUUUGAAAAAAGCAAAAGUUGAUGUGGAGGGGAAACAUAAAGAUACCGCUAAGACCAAUGAAGCAACUGAACAUCACCAUCAUAAACAGAAGAAGGAUAAAAAGGAUAAAAAGGAUAAGAAAGAUAAAAAAAAAUCAAAAAAGGAUAAAAGUUGA
Messenger RNA from Lodderomyces jiufengensis, 780 nucleotides. RefSeq names its product DNA-directed RNA polymerase I subunit (gene RPA34). Lineage: Eukaryota; Fungi; Ascomycota; Pichiomycetes; Serinales; Debaryomycetaceae. The record is from RefSeq and is a predicted model, not a curated record. The transcript has a single exon. The coding region runs from base 1 to 780 and encodes 259 amino acids. Gene Ontology annotation, biological process: transcription by RNA polymerase I.